This is a messenger RNA of Symbiodinium sp. CCMP2456, 738 nucleotides long. The record is from the annotation of a GenBank genome assembly. Lineage: Eukaryota; Dinophyceae; Suessiales; Symbiodiniaceae.
AUGUGGCCGAUGAACGAAAAGGGCAAGCUCCGUAAGCCAUCAACUGAUGCUAUCAAACUCAACAAGAUUCUGCUGCGCCACUUCGUGCCCAACUUCGCAAGCCACCCUCAAGUCGCACGUAUUCCAGUGAUUGCCCCGGUACUGGCUAUGAUAGCCAAAGAGUUCGGCGUGCAGAUCCUGGAGCCGCAAAUCAAUGCGGAUGCUCAUGCUAUCAAGAGCUUUCUAAUCGCUCAUAAGAGGCUUAUGGAACGUUCGGAUGUGCAGCGUGAUCCCGAUGUCCAAAUGCUGAGUGUCCUUGGUGUUGCAAAUGCAUGCAUGAACAUGGCAGAUUUGUAUCGUGCUCGUCUUGGGGAUGAAGGUGCUUUGGCUGUGUAUCGACAGGCUCACAGGCCAAAUCAUCGGAGGAGGGCUGCAGGGCCAGAGGAGGCUAACGAUGAAGAAGGGGGUGAGCUGGAGGAGGAAGGGGAGGAAGGGGAGGAAGGGGAGGAGGCUGCUCCCGAUGAUGCUGCUACCGAGCCUGAGGGGGAGGGGGUUCAUGAAGGCCCGAAUGUCGCGCCGUGGCUGGGAGUGGCGGCAAUCUUUGACUUGCCGGAUGGUGAGAGCGACCCAGAGCUGGAGGGGGAUGGAUCGUCAAUGUGCAGUGAAGAAAGGUUUGGAGCUGACCUUUUGUCAGCUCCAUCGGUGGGCUCCUCUGAUCCGGAUUCCCAGGAUACGAUGACAGGUGGGGAAUUCGAAUAA